Durio zibethinus is the source of this 869-nucleotide messenger RNA. Lineage: Eukaryota; Viridiplantae; Streptophyta; Magnoliopsida; Malvales; Malvaceae. The record is from RefSeq and is a predicted model, not a curated record.
GAUAUCAGAUAGAAAGAAGAAAGAGAUCAGAGAAUAGCCCAUAAAAGGCGAUCAAUAUUUGCAAAUUGCAAGUGUUGACAAAAAGAACCAAACUCAUUUAAAAGUUCAAAUCCCAUUAUAGUCUUAGCUUUUUAACACGAUCCCGUCUCAGAAAAAGUGUCUAUCUCUCUACAACUACUACUACUACUACUCGAGAGAGACAGAGAGAGGGGAAAAAAGGAUAAGAAAAAAAAAAAGGUGAGGGAGGGAAAUGGAUGUGAGGAAAGUAGUUGUGGUAGUAGAAGAUUUGGAUGUAGCAAGAGCAGCACUCCAAUGGACUCUCCACAAUUUACUUCGAUAUGGAGACUUGCUAACGCUCCUUCUUGUCUUCUCUCCUCCGAAAUCCAGAAGCAAGAAGAAAGCAAGACUGCUUCGCUUGCAAGGCUAUCAGCUGGCUCUCUCCUUCAAGGAAAUAUGUAACUCCAAUUUCUUUAACGUGAGUCAACUCAAUUUCCUGUCAACCCAGACAAAUAUUGAGAUGAUUGUCACGGAAGGCGACCAGGAAGGCGGGAAGAUUGUGGCCAUGGUGCGAGAGAUUGGAGCCUCUGUUCUUGUUGUUGGUCUUCAUGAUCAUAGCUUUCUUUACAAGGUGCCUGAUAUUCCUUCACCAAAAAUUCCAUAUCGAAUCUGUCCAAGCCCUUCUGCAAUUAUUUGGAGGCUAAGAAAGUCGAGGAAAAUGAGGAGUUAUUCAAAUGGAGCUUGAAGUUUAAAGUUAGAUUAGUUAUAUCUAAAAUGCACAUAGCUUUGAAGCUAGUUUCACUACAAUCUUUUGAGCACAGUUUUUGUUCAUUAGCAUUAGAGCUUUUAUCUUACACAAUACACAAAAAUAU